Oncorhynchus mykiss (rainbow trout) is the source of this 807-nucleotide messenger RNA. NCBI's taxonomy places the organism in Eukaryota, Metazoa, Chordata, Actinopteri, Salmoniformes, Salmonidae. The record is from RefSeq and is a predicted model, not a curated record.
AUGUCCAUCUUUGACACUUUAACUUCAGGAUCCUAUGUAUUGUCCAAAAGGCCCAACUGUGCCACUCUCCCAUCCACGGCAUGCAUUCGCUACCUAUCAGAUGUCUCUAACUACACUGCCCUACAAUCACACGCUCCCAGGCCCAUUAUAUACGGAUGUACCUCAAACUACCGGUGGCGCCAUGGCUGCGUUCCAUUUCGCAUUCUUCAUGAGUCCUGCGCAAGGUUCAAGGAAGUUAAGGCCUCUCCAGCUGAAACUUCCCCGUCCCCAGCAGAGAAUAGAGUCCCAGUCCCCACUGCCACAUCCUCGCAGGCUGCCCCUACUCCAAACUCCCCAGACUGAGUGGUAGCGCCUAAAUCAAUUGGGCAGAGAGUAGCGGACGAACUAAAGCACUACUAUCAUGGAUGUCGGUUGCUCGGGAUUGACACGAACAUCGCAAGGGGGAUGGUGUGGAGGUUACUACACGGCCAACCACUCACGAGGAGAGAGCGCAGAAGGGUAAAGCAACUUAAUCCACAGUGGUUGGUUCUUCACCUGAAGGAGAAUGUUCCUCCAUCUCUCCUGCUGCUGUCCCAUGCCAUGUACCAUACCGACCUCACACCCAAGUCCCCUGUCAUCCUCCCCAUCGUCAAACUGGAGCAAGUCGCCGCCCCCUCUCCCGCAGAGAUCAAGGCCCCUGUCAAAGACAAGCCCAUGUCUGCGUCACUAGAAGUCCUGGUGGACUCUGCCCCCAUUAUCAUGGACAGGAAGGCAAAAGGUGCUGAGUUGGCUGCCAAGGCCUACUCUACUGGGUCCCACACUCACUAG